Molecule: messenger RNA, 738 nt
Organism: Penicillium nucicola
Lineage: Eukaryota; Fungi; Ascomycota; Eurotiomycetes; Eurotiales; Aspergillaceae
Exons: 2
Coding region: 1-738 (245 amino acids)
Molecular function (GO): lyase activity
Source: RefSeq, a predicted model, not a curated record
AUGGAUUGGUUCAGUGGUGCUCCCCCGCCUCCAGAAUACCAGGCUGUUGCGUGGUUGGUGAAUAUUGCUACUGUUGUUGAGACUGUUGGUUGGACAAUCAACUAUGGUGAAUCGAUCUAUAGAUCGGUAAAAGACCGUACCUAUGGGAUGGCCAUAUUUCCGAUGUGUUUGAAUCUAUCAUGGGAGAUUGUCUAUACCUUGGUCUAUCCUUGCAAUGACACUUAUCAAUGGAUCAUGAUCAUCAGCUGGUUACUUGUGAACCCGGGAAUCGUGCUAUCUGCGAUUCGAUAUGCGCCAAAUGAGUGGCAGCAUGCUCCAUUAGUCAAGGACAAUAUCCGACUCAUAUUUUUCCUGACAAUAGUAGCUUGCAUCCUGGGCCAGCUGGCGGCUGCUGCGACCCUUGGACCAGGUGUUGCUGCAACAGUGAUAGCUUGUCUCUGCUAUCUUUUGCUCACUGUUGGGUCCCUAUGCCAGCUUCUGGUUCGUGGCAGCUCUCGGGGUACUUCUUACACAAUGUGGGCUUCUCGGUUCCUCGGCAAUCUUGCGGCUGGUCUCAGUGCACAUUUGAAGUUGAAAUACUGGCCACAAAUUUUCGGCUUCUUGGAUAGCCCCCUAAUGACAUGGUUUGUCGCAAUUACUACAAUAGUGGAGUUAUGCUAUCUCUUUGUCUUGCGCCAUAUUCAAGCCAAAGAGAGUGCAGAUCGUCAAAACCUCCUAAUUACCGACAAGAAACGAUGA